AUGUCUUCUUCCAUCUCUCUCAUCCUCACAACCGCCGUAAUCCUCUUCCUCUCCACCGUCUCCGCCGCGUCGCCAAUUCACGGCUUCCGCCGUCCAUUCAACAGAAUCUACGCCUUCGGCGACUCAUUCACCGACACCGGAAACUCACGCUCCGGCGAAGGCCCCGCCGGUUUCGGACACUUGUCAAGCCCUCCGUACGGCAUGACUUACUUCCGGCGACCAACGAACCGUUACUCCGACGGUCGACUCACCAUCGAUUUCGUGGCGCAAUCGAUGAAUUUACCGUUUCUGCCACCGUAUCUCAGCCUCAGAUCCACUAAAGGACGUAACGGCACAUCUACGGAUACUUACGGCGUUAACUUCGCCGUUUCUGGAUCAACGGCGAUUAAACACGCUUUCUUCGUGAAGAAUAAUCUGACGCUUGAUAUGACUCCUCAGUCUAUUGAAACACAGCUUGGUUGGUUCGACAAGUAUUUAGAGACACUUGGAAAGAAUCAGAAGGUUUCGUUGUUUAAAGAUUCUCUCUUUUGGAUUGGAGAAAUCGGAGUUAACGACUAUGCGUACAUCCUUGGAUCUACUGUGACAAGUGACACUAUUAGAGGACUUAGUAUUGCAACUUUUACAAGGUUUUUGGAGACAUUGUUGAACAAAGGUGUGAAAUAUAUGUUGGUACAAGGACAUCCGGCAACUGGAUGCUUGACAUUAGCGAUGUCACUGGCCGCAGAAGAUGAUCGAGACAAUCUAGGAUGUGUACAGAGUGCCAAUAACCAGAGUUACACUCACAAUCUUGCUCUGCAAUCAAAACUUAAACAACUUAGGAUCAAGUAUCCGAAUGCUACAAUAGUCUACGCAGAUUACUGGAAUGCCUACCGUGCGGUGAUACGAAACCCUAAAAAGUACGGAAUCACCGAGAAGUUCAAGGCGUGUUGUGGAAUCGGAGAGCCUUACAACUUCCAAGUGUUCGAGACGUGUGGGACGGCUGAAGCCACGGUGUGUAAGGACCCGAGCCGGUAUAUCAACUGGGACGGUGUCCAUUUGACAGAGGGCAUGUAUAAGAUUAUGGCCGAUAUGUUUCUCGGAGGCAGUUUCACUCGUCCUAAAUUUAGUUACCUGUUGGGAAAGAAAUUAAACCAUUUAUGA
This is a messenger RNA of Arabis nemorensis, 1140 nucleotides long. The record is from the annotation of a GenBank genome assembly. Lineage: Eukaryota; Viridiplantae; Streptophyta; Magnoliopsida; Brassicales; Brassicaceae.